Molecule: messenger RNA, 621 nt
Organism: Trametes versicolor FP-101664 SS1
Lineage: Eukaryota; Fungi; Basidiomycota; Agaricomycetes; Polyporales; Polyporaceae
Exons: 5
Coding region: 1-621 (206 amino acids)
Source: RefSeq, a predicted model, not a curated record
AUGUUCGCCACUUCCUUCAUCGUUCUCUCCGUUCUCAGCUACGCACUUGCCUUCCCGCAGCACUACCCGCGCCAGGACUUCAAUGACCAGGACCUGUUCGACUCCUGCCCUGGAGGCCCUGGCUCGAGCAAAUUCGAGAGCGCGGAUCGUUGCACCCUUGACAGCCCCAUUGCGAACCCUAGCGUCCGCAAGUUCGUUGUUGUCGGCGAUCCCCAGCUCAACUGUGGCGGUGGUUCGACACCCGUCACCCUCAUGGUCGGCGGCUCUACCGAGGUGUCCGAGACCACGACGGUGGACGCCAACAUCGGCAUCGAGGUCGGAGGGCUCAGUAUCGGGGGCGGCGUCUCCGACUCGAGCACGACAAGCAGCACGCUGUCGAAGAUGGUCAGCAUCACGAUCCCGCCGCAGCGCCAGGCGGUCUUCGUCGCCGGCCAGAACUUCAACUCCCAGAACGGCCGCGUGCAGGUGAACUUCGGCGACCGUCAGUUCGGCCACUUCAUCUGGUUCACCAGCACGAACAUUACGCGUCUCACGCCCAUCGAUGGCGACGUCGAGUUUGAUGUGCAUGAGUCUGACUGCGGCACUGACCCUAGGGACCUCUCUUCCUACAACGGCCAGUAA